This is a messenger RNA of Odobenus rosmarus divergens (Pacific walrus), 1610 nucleotides long. It is a transcript of the gene TMEM33, whose product is annotated as transmembrane protein 33. Gene Ontology annotation, biological process: endoplasmic reticulum tubular network organization; membrane organization. Bases 131 to 874 code for a protein of 247 amino acids. The record is from RefSeq and is a predicted model, not a curated record. The transcript has 8 exons. Lineage: Eukaryota; Metazoa; Chordata; Mammalia; Carnivora; Odobenidae. Gene Ontology annotation, cellular component: endoplasmic reticulum; membrane.
CCCGGCGGCGGCGUUAGAUCGGCCUUGUUGGGUCUUGCCCCGAAACUCCGCCUCUCUCCGGUUUUUCUAGAAACCCGGUUUUGCACUUGGUGGUGUCGUACAGCGUCCCAGACGGGCUUGUGGGUCUCCCAUGGCGGAUACGGCCCCGAACGGCCCCCAAGGGGCGGGCGCAGUGCAAUUCAUGAUGACCAAUAAACUGGACACGGCAAUGUGGCUUUCUCGUUUGUUCACAGUUUACUGCUCUGCUUUGUUUGUCCUGCCUGUUCUUGGGUUGCAUGAAGCUGCAAGCUUUUACCAGCGUGCUUUACUGGCAAAUGCUCUUACCAGUGCUCUGAGGCUGCACCAAAGAUUACCACAUUUCCAGUUAAGCAGAGCAUUCCUGGCCCAGGCUUUAUUAGAAGACAGCUGCCACUACCUGCUCUACUCACUCAUCUUUGUCAAUUCCUACCCUGUUACAAUGAGUAUUUUCCCAGUCUUGUUAUUCUCUUUGCUUCAUGCCGCCACAUACACGAAAAAGGUCCUUGAUGCAAAGGGUUCAAAUAGUUUACCUCUGCUGAGAUCUAUCUUGGAUAAAUUAAGUGCUAAUCAACAGAAUAUUCUGAAAUUCAUUGCUUGUAAUGAAAUAUUCUUGAUGCCUGCUACAGUUUUUAUGCUUUUUAGUGGGCAAGGAAGUUUGCUCCAGCCUUUUAUAUACUAUAGAUUUCUUACUCUUCGAUAUUCCUCUCGAAGAAAUCCAUAUUGUCGGACCUUGUUUAAUGAACUGAGGAUUGUUGUUGAACAUGUAAUAAUGAAACCUGCCUGCCCACUAUUUGUGAGAAGACUUUGUCUCCAGAGUAUUGCUUUUAUAAGCAGACUGGCACCAACAGUUGCGUAGUUUAACAUCCAGCUAAGUUAUAUAUAGUAGAAAGAAGCAUUUUUAGCAGUUGGUACUUCUGCUAGGGGUUGUUAAUUCCAGGUGUAAAACUGACCUCAACCCAAUUUACGUAAAUGCAUCUCAAUGGAAAAAUUACCAUUUUCCUGGCAUGUUAAAUCAAGCCUUUUAAAAAAAAGUUCCCAAGAAAAUUUUACUGUGCUGUGCUGGUUAAUGGUUAAGGAAGUUUCUAUCUUGUGAUAAAUGUAUCAAAAAUUUUUUUAAGUGCUGCUGUGCCUUUAUCAUGAAGUACAUUUAUUUCUCUUGUAAAAGUAGCUGUAAAAUUUCUUUCAACCUAAUUGGUACCCUAAAUUUAUAUCUGGCAUGAUUUCAUUAUGGUAAUAUUAACAUACAUGAAUUCAUUAUAUUUUGAGACCGUAUUCUUUUUCCAUUCAGUAAUUUUGGUUGAUGAUUUUAAAAGAAACACUUACCACUGUAUUCAAUUUCAAAUUGUUAUUAAAAUGAUUUUCUGCUGCUUUGUUAGGAUAUAUUUUGGAUAUACCAUUAUAAGAGGAAUUCUGCAUGCAUCUUGCAUCUUAUGCUAUGAUCUUCCAAAAUUUUUAAUGUGGCUUUGAAUAUUUUUUAAAAAGACAACUGUAAGCGUAUUAGCCAGUUGGGUCAAUAUAUGGGGUCACAACUGUUCUACAUCAGAAAGCCUUAGUAGUUACACAGCUUUCUUUCAGACACCCAUUAAGUAACC